Messenger RNA from Trachymyrmex septentrionalis, 2060 nucleotides. RefSeq names its product folylpolyglutamate synthase, mitochondrial-like (gene Fpgs1). Gene Ontology annotation, cellular component: cytosol; cytoplasm; mitochondrion. NCBI's taxonomy places the organism in Eukaryota, Metazoa, Arthropoda, Insecta, Hymenoptera, Formicidae. Gene Ontology annotation, biological process: tetrahydrofolylpolyglutamate biosynthetic process. Bases 449 to 2008 code for a protein of 519 amino acids. The record is from RefSeq and is a predicted model, not a curated record. The transcript is spliced from 3 exons. Gene Ontology annotation, molecular function: ATP binding; tetrahydrofolylpolyglutamate synthase activity.
AAAAUAUGCGUUACUGCGCAUAUCACGCACUUGUAUCGAAUGUGAUUGAAUGAUUAAACUUGACGAUUUAUUUUAAAUCGCGUGUCAGUAUAAUCUAAAAUUCUGCAUUUUAACUUUCGACGAAUCUCGCAAUGUCUGAUGUUUGAAUCAAAGUACGAAGAGUUAAACAAGUAAUGCAAGGUUAUCCACAAAUUUUUACAUAAUGGGAACAUUUCACGGAAUUAUCUACGAGAAAUUUACACGCGGAAUUACUUACAGAAUCUUUGCAUCAGAUUCUUACUUUUUCAAUCGAUAGAUGCUUGAUUUUCGCAUCAAUAUCUUGAGAAAUAUCUUGAAAUAUCGUUCCAUUCGAUAUAGAAAUAUUUGUAGUUUAACUUCGUUCCCAGUAAUGCACCUUUAGUUAUUUCAUGUCAUGUGCGUGACUCGAGAUAAAAUUAUUUAAAAAAAAAUGUACAGCUUAUCAUUUCUUGUACGAUUACACAAGUGCAUCUCGAUGUUCAGUUUGCUGAAGAGAAUGACGCACAAUACAUUUCUGGGCCGUUCCGCCUAUGUUAAUGGAUCCUACGAGGAAGCCAUAAAAGCAUUAAGUCUUACUUUACAAAGCAAUACUGCUUAUUUACAAUCUGUUAAAAAUGUAAAUGAUUCUACGAAAUUGAAGGAAGUAGAAAAAUAUUUACUCAGAUCUGGUAUUACUUUAGAGCAAUUGAAUAGUCUGUCUGUCAUCCAUGUGGCAGGUACCAAGGGUAAAGGUUCGACAUGUGCGUUUACGGAGGCGAUUCUGCGACAGCAUGGCUUUAGUACAGGCUUCUUCAGCUCGCCGCAUUUGGUGUCCGUGCGGGAACGCAUUCGGUUAAAUGGAGAACCUAUCAGUAAAGCACAUUUUACUCGUUUCUUUUGGAAUGUAUAUCAACGUCUAGAACAAAAACGGGAAUAUGAGUCUGACAUGCCAACAUACUUCAAAUUCCUAACGAUUCUCACAUUCCACGUGUUCCUGGAGGCAAAUGUUGAUGUAGCAAUUGUUGAAGUUGGAAUCGGUGGCGAACUAGAUUGUACCAACAUUCUGCAGAAUCCGAUUUGUGUGGGUAUAACGAGCCUUGCUCUAGAACAUACCUCACUGCUGGGCAAUACUCUAGAAGAGAUCGCUUAUCAGAAGUCGGGAAUUUUCAAACCCCAUGCGAUAGCUUUCACAGUGCCGCAACCAGAAUCGGCGAUGCACGUUCUACAGAAACGAGCCAUAGAAAGAAGAUGCCGUGAUUUGCGAAUAGUUUCCACGACCGAAGGUUGUAAGUGGAACGAUGUUUUCUCGUUGGCAGGCAUUGAUAUUAAAAGUGUGCAGCAACAGAAUGCUUUAUUGUCGAUCAGCAUAGCACACGAGUGGAUGAAAUCACGUUACAAUCAAUCUAUUGUAAACGAUAAAUACAUCAAUGGUUUUUACAAUCUCCAAAGCGAAAAGAAUAAUUUAUCACAAAUUAUUUCUCCAAGUAAAGUUGCGACUGCAUUGAUGAACUGCAAAUGGCCAGCUCGCAUGCAAAUUCUAAGGACUAGUGUGGCAGAUUUUUUUUUGGAUGGUGCGCAUACGAUCGAUAGUAUCGUUAAUUGUGUAUCAUGGUUCAAAAGAGUCAGUCGGGGAACCUCUAGUAAGUUCCUAAUAUUUAAUAUCAGCGGUGAUCGAAAUUCUCUGGAAUUACUAAAACUGCUGAAACCUUUGAAUUUUGAUAGAGUUUAUUUUGCUCCAAAUUACUCUGGAAUAAUUAGCGUGGAGGAUUUAUCAAAUUAUAUGCUACUCGAUGAACAGAGAAGGAAAUGUAAAAAACACUGUGCGUUGUGGGGUGAUAACUCUGUGUCGAAGAAUACCGUUGCUGAAGUACUCUAUGACAUUAAGAAACAUAUGUCAUCGCAGAUGGAUAAUAACGAUAAAGUAGAGGUACUUGUAACGGGAUCGUUACAUUUGAAUGGCACGGUAUUAGCUAUUCUGGAUCCUAAUUUGUCAAUGACUAGUGAUUUUUAAUCUAAUAUAAAAUAAUAUUGAAAUUUGACCUGUUAAGAUGUUUACAACCAUG